GGCGGGCCCACAGCGAUGACGUCACCGUACGACCCGCCUGACGUCAUGCCGCAGGCCACGCCCAUGGCCAUGGCGGCGCCCUGCACGGAGAUGGAGCCGGCGGCGCCUCCGCCUUCCCCCCCUGCUCCUCCUGCGGCCGCGCCGGGCUCGGCCGGGCUCGUGUGUGCGCAGGGCCGCAACCUGCGGGCCGUGCUGUGCCAGCGCUGCGGCUCCCGGGUGCUGCUGCCCGGCGCCGCCACCUUCGCCCGCCGUGAGCUCCUCCUGCCCGCCAUGAGGAAGAAGGCGGCGGCGGCGGCGGCGGGAGGCGGCGGGGACGUGCUGCGGGAGCACUGGCUGGUGCGCGACAUGUUCUCCUUCGAGAACGUGGGAUUCACCCGCGACGUGGGCAACGUCAAGUUCCUGGUGUGCGCCGACUGCGAGGCGGGGCCCAUCGGCUGGCACUGCCUGGACGACAAGGACAGCUUCUACGUGGCGCUGGAGCGCGUGGCCCACGAGUGACGCCGGCCCCGGGCCCGGGCUGGGAGCUGGGCCCGGGCUGGGAGCUGGGCCCGGGCUGGGAGCUGGGCCCGGGAGCCCCGCGGCCCUGCGGACUGAGCGCUGCCGGUCACCCCAGAGCCGGACUGAGCGCGGCCUGCCCGCCCCGUGGCCUGCGUGGCCACAGCUUGCCUGUUCCCCGGGGUGACUGAGCCGCAGCCCCGCUGGUCACCCCAUUUCCCACAUACACAGGCUGAGCAGCGUCAGGAAUCACAGCCCUGGCACAGCCAACUCCUCACCUGCACCCCCAUAGGAAGGCUUUUGGUGUUGGGAGGGUUCCUGUACCCUGCAGGGACAGCUCACCCUUUUUUUUUUUUUGCCACAUAGCCUGAUCUGCCCCAGUGUGGCUGCUCUACCACUUCUCUGGUAGCUGCUCCAGGGGCCGAGGUGUCUGGCAUGCUGGUGGCCCUGUGGCACCAUGUAAAUUGGGAGGACAGGACAGGACUGCUGCACUGAGUCGUGGCAGCUGAAACUGUCUGACCUGCAGCCAGAGCACUUCCAAGGUUUAAGGCUGAAUCUUCUGUUGAUUUUCAGAAGGAAUGUUUGCUGCCCCGAGCUCUAACAUUUAUGUUCUCCAAAACCUCAUCCCAUGUGACAGCUAUACCCGGUGAGAGUUGUGGCACCUGAAGUGAGUGUAAGGCAUUCCAACUAAUCUGUGCAGUUUUAUUAACUGGGUACUUGGGAACAAAACACUGGUAGAAUGUGCAGGCAGCAUAGGUUGAUAGAGCAGCAAACAAAGAAAAUGUGCCAGACCAUGGAGCUUCCAGGCAGCAAGAGUGAAGAGAUUCCAGCCUGAAAAGGAUCUGAAUCAUUGGACAGGCAGUGCUGAGGCAUGUCAGAAUAUAUGCGUGUAUGUUAAACAGUGAUGUCAGGCAGGAAUUUCUCUUCUGUAAAAGCUGGCAGUAAGAGUAAUCUGGGAUAUUGUGACCAGUUUUGGUUUCUGCUUUUUAAAAGCUGGGCACAAAGCUAAUUAAAAAUGGAAGGAGGCUGCAGCAGCUGUGGUUCUCCCUCCACUUAUCACUGCUGGUAAUUGUGGCCCAGUUCUUCAUUCUCCAUUGCUAACCCCUGCAUGAGUGACAGAACAGCUCUCCAGGGAUGCUCUGGGGUCCCUGGUGCUGUGCCUCACUGUGGGACAUGUCACUGUCCUCUGCUCAUAAGCACUUGGGUACUAACCCAGCUGUGAGGGCAUAGCUGUCACCAUGCUGGGAUGAUGGACUUGUGCCACCAAACUCACAGUGGGGUGUAGGUGUGCUGCCCCAAGGCGUGGGAAGAACCUUUCCCUUACCCCUCUAAUGAAACAAUUUGCUGUCAGGGCUCUCUAAGGCAGGCACAGCCUCAGAUGAGUCUUCCAGGAGAGGCAUCCUGACAGCAGGAGGGGCAGAAACAAGUCCCUUCUUCCUGCAGUGCUUGAGCACCUGCACUUCUAAGAAUUGGAAACUCUGCCUUAAUGUGUGGCCUGUUCUGGGGGCUGCCCUGUCAGGACCCUCUGCUGUGGGCACUCAGGGUUUAUCAGGGGAAGGAGAGAGGCAGAGCUGUGCUCUGGGGACUGAGCUCAGCUGUCCUUGCUGGAAGAGGAGGCAAAUCCUGUGCUGUGUCCUUGCUAAAUGUGUGAGAUGGACAUUUGUCAUGGAAACUGCUUCUUCUAUCCUGCCAUUCCUGUCUCUUAGCCCUAAGCCCAAGGACUACACAGUUUCAUCAAGGAGAUGUGCCUCAAAGGACAAGAGAGCUUUGCUUCGGUCCUGCACAGGCAUGGCAAAAUGGUGGGAUCACAUCACUAAUUUCACACUUUCAUUUGGAUUGUUAUCUCUUAGGGUAUGUGUUCUGCCCUGUAAUACCCCACUUAUAGUCCCUGUUACUUAAAUAUGCUGUGCUGAACAAGCUUCAUUUUGAAGGUGCCACUGUGCAGAACAGAUGGUGGAAAUCAGCUUGGCUAAUGCUGAGUAAAUGACCUCCAAAAAAUGGUACAUGUGGAUUCCUGAGUAGUGGGUGGCACUGGGAUGGAGCUGGGGGUUGGUGGCAGCUUUCAGUCAGUAGAGCACCCCUGGAGAGAUGGAAGAGCUCAGGUCAAAAGCCUUCACGUUGGAAUGGCAGCAACUGAAAUCCACUCAGCACAAUGCUCAGAGUGCUGUGAGCUUCUGCUCCUCUUCAGUGGGAGAGGGGAGGUGAAUCCUCCUGGAUCCAGGUGUGCUUUCUGCUACUCUUAAAUAUUAAAUAGGAUCACAUGGACUUGAAAUGCUAAGAAGAAAUUAACAGUCUGAUGGGAAUUCUUGAAGAAACUUUUGUACCACAAGAUCUAGAGGGCCAUUCUGCCUCAGGCAGGGUCUUGGGUUCCUGCAAAUUGGAGAGGCCAUGAGAAAACCCUGCAGUGCAGGUGGCAUGGGCAGAGACCUGGGGCAGGGGAUGGGACAGUGUGCAGGCCAGCUCUCAGCACCUGGGUUAAUUUGUGUUCCCAGAGGUGACUGAGAAUUUCAGAGGGGUGGGCAGGAAGUGGGGAAAAGGCAGCAUCACCCUGGAAUCUGACCUCAGGCAGCUCCUCUGUGCUGUUAAUGGAGCUUUGGGGGAGGAGUGUCCCAGUCAGCAGAAGUGGCCUGGGGGAAGAGCAAUUGCUGCUCCACCAGACACAUCACCAGGUUUGGGAUCUGCUGAAGCUGUGAAUUCCUGUGUCAAUGAGAGCUAAUAAAAAUUCACGUAGACUCACAAAUAUUUUCACUGCUUUUUAUCCAGCAUGUUGAAAAACUGUUUUCCAGUUGCCUGCAGUAACUCCUAAGAAAUUAGAAUAGACAACCCUCAGGGAUGGGAAGCACUUACAUAGGACCUGGGAAAGCUCAUCUUGCAGCCCAUCUUUCUCUAUCAAUACCAAGACAGUGCAGAAACCCUUAUUUCCAUGUGUAGGUCACUUUAAAUUAAUUUGAAAAUGUAUUCUUCUAUUUAAUGUCUGCAUAGAUUGGACUCCUGAGACCAUCCUGUGUUAAGAUGUAGCAUUGCCUUGAGAUGAAACAAUAACAAACCUGCAUCCCUUGCUCCAGCCAAUCCCUCCAGCGAGGUCACGGGGGAAAUAACAACAGUUUUGUCUAAUUGUUCCCGGUGUGGAUUUAAGGCAUGCCUGGUUUGUAUGGGUCAGGUGUUUAUAUGCCAUAAAUGUGCUUAGGAUGGUUAAAAGCA
Molecule: messenger RNA, 3696 nt
Organism: Catharus ustulatus (Swainson's thrush)
Lineage: Eukaryota; Metazoa; Chordata; Aves; Passeriformes; Turdidae
Gene: RABIF
Product: RAB interacting factor
Exons: 2
Coding region: 16-498 (160 amino acids)
Biological process (GO): post-Golgi vesicle-mediated transport; small GTPase-mediated signal transduction
Cellular component (GO): cytosol; membrane
Molecular function (GO): zinc ion binding; guanyl-nucleotide exchange factor activity
Source: RefSeq, a predicted model, not a curated record